This is a messenger RNA of Wyeomyia smithii (pitcher-plant mosquito), 3990 nucleotides long. RefSeq names its product ski oncogene-like. Gene Ontology annotation, biological process: negative regulation of BMP signaling pathway. The transcript is spliced from 4 exons. NCBI's taxonomy places the organism in Eukaryota, Metazoa, Arthropoda, Insecta, Diptera, Culicidae. Gene Ontology annotation, cellular component: nucleus. The coding region runs from base 2548 to 3990 and encodes 480 amino acids. Gene Ontology annotation, molecular function: RNA polymerase II cis-regulatory region sequence-specific DNA binding; SMAD binding; DNA-binding transcription factor activity, RNA polymerase II-specific. The record is from RefSeq and is a predicted model, not a curated record.
GAAUGAAGUGCUCCGGCAGGACGUUUUUGGCAGUGGCAGCAAAUUCGAUUCGUGACUGACUGCUACAUGGUAGGUGUACGGAACGAACUGUCUGUCGCCGGAUGGUUGUUGAGCGAUGUUAUUCGAAAGUGGUAAGUGAAAAACAUUCGGUGCAAGUGGGAUUAGUGUUUUAGUGGAAUACUAAGCCUAGAAAGUGGUCCUUUUUUCGUGAAUUGAUAGAAUUGCGCAAAAUUAUCGAUUUGCAAAGUGGUACGGCUGCUUUGUUUGUGCUCUCUCGAGAGUGAUACCCAUACCAAGAAGAAGCGCACACCACGGCUCGAAUGAGAAUGAACCGCCGUCUGCUGGUGGUGGUCUUUGCGGCUGCCGCCGUCAUCACCAUCAUCGCCGUCGCCGUCGCUGCACCAUUCAGCAGCGCUAUCGAUGUGUGAUUGUUUUGUCUAGCCAGUUUUCGUGUACGUACAGGGCGCGAUCGGAAGCCCACCCCGUCGCGUCGUUGAUUAGUCGGCUGGUGUUGGUGAGCUUCUCGCAAACGCAAUGCACUGUAGCCACUGCGGCGCUUUUGUGUGCAGAAUCUAGCUGUGUGCGCGCGGCCGCCGCGGUAUAAGCAUAAUAUAGCGAAAAACUCUCUUUCAAAAAGGUUCAUCCGACGGUUCGGUCAGACAUGUUUUGCUAGACAAACGUGAAGGUUCUGUUUUGUGUCGCGCGCGAGGUAGUUCUCACUGUGGGAGACCUAUGGUGUGUAGGCAAGAAGAAGUAGAAGAACAAGCAAAAACUGUUCGAAGAGGGGCGAAAUCCGCGCGGGGGUACGUGUGUAUGAUUGGUGUCUAGUAAGUACGAUGGAAAGAAGCGGUUGGCUGGCAGCAGUGAGAGGAAUCACCGUCGUCGGAAUAGGACUCGGAACCGAUGAUGACAAGAAGUGAAUCUUGUUUGCAGCUUCGGUUUGCUAGUGAUGCGAAAAGUAGAAAUAAAAUCGCGAACAAAAAAUAGAUUCAGUGCACUGAUUUUCGGAUUCGGUCUCGGUGACGGAUUUCGCCGUAAAUAUCGUGGGUUAGAUGUGUCGUCUGUGCGUUAUUGAUUAAUGGAAUUGGCUCAUCGAUUAAUUGGAAAGAGUGGCCAACCGCAAGGUCAACGCCAGGAAAGACGACGUCGGGCAGAAGAAAGGAAAUGCAAUUUGCCAUAGAGAAUGGCCCUGGUCUGAGUGUGUUUAGUCGAAAAUGUUAUAAGUCGGUGAGCCUUUCCAUCCGACUGGUUCGAGCAAUACGCGUAUUAAAGGUUUGAUUGGCUUUGUCCACAAGCACGGUGGGCAGUUACAAAUAUAAAUAAAACGUUGCGUAAGUGCAGCUCUAUCUUAACUUUUACGCCGUGCGGCUGCCGUAUUUUGUCGAAUUUCGGACGACGGACGAACAUCGUUUGCAAUUUUUUCUUUCUGCGUUCCCUCUAAUGUCCGUACUUUUCGGCGACCCGUCGUACCUGAAACGGACGUGAACAGAGCGCUCUGCGAGCUCGAAAAAACCGUCGAACGGUUGGAUGGGGUUGGACGGUGGAAGCAGCGCGAGAUAGAGAGCCGCCUUUGCAUUUGCCGCCGCGUGUGUAUUUGAGCGAGCGCACAGAAAAAGUGGAGAAAGCAAAAAUUGAAGUAAUUUUAGUGCCAAUUAAAAUUAAAAGUUUGCGAGCCAGCAGCCGGGAGAAGUGCGGCACAAGGAACCGUGUAGAGUCGUACCGAAAGACGGCAACAUUCUUGGCACAUGGUUUCCGUCGUUUCCGCUGCCGCUGGUUCACUUGCACCGACAUAGCCUGUCUGGUCGGUGAUGAAUUUUUCGCGAAUGUAUUGCACAAACUAACGAACGUGUAAACCGGGAAUCAACCGGGACCAAUAGAAAAGUGGUUGAUGACAGCUUAGUCGCACGACACUGCAUCCUCUUAGAACGACUGUCCGCAUCCGGUGACAAUGUGCGUCAUACGGCGGAUCCUGUUCCGCCGAGCCCUUGGAAUGCCCUACUUCUGCGCCCCAUCCUGGGUACCAGGCGACACAAAAAUGUGCUACGAGUCGUAAAGUGCGGCUGGGCCGUUUGUGUGGGUGGUUUAUUUGCCAGUUCAAGGGAAAAACGAAGCCUUUUCCUAUUGGAAAUAAAGUGAUCGUUUUGAUUGAGAAUAAAACAAAGGAAAAGAGGAGUGUUUUGUGUGAAAAUCAUUUCAAUACCAAACCCACCCUCACAGUGUAAAGGUGAAAAUUUGAAGUUCUUUUAUCGAAAGGCAGUAAAAAAAAAAGAAUCUUAACGACAAGUGUGUUCUCUAUCGAUGAGAAAUGAUUGGGUUCUAGAAGAGCCGUGCUAGUCGUGUUCUAUCCCACAGGAAUGUUACAUGAAAUAUUGGUUAUGGCAAGUCGAUGAAAAAGUGUGAAUGUGUGUGAUAAAAUAAGGGAGUGUUUCUAGUAGAAUAAAAUACAUAAAGCAAGUUUCUCCGUGCCUGCGAAUAAUAUCGAUCGACGCUCCCCUCGGUCGAGAACGGAGAUUUCCCUCGGAAUCAAUUUUGAUCCUGUGUAGAAAAAUGACCGAGUACGUUCCACCACAGUUGAUCACGGUGCUGAAAACCUACCAGGACAAUGCUCCGAAAGGUUUACAUGGACCCGGUCUCUCGUUGGUUCAUCCCAGUAAAAGCAGUGCUGCUAGCGGUGGUGUCGGCCCUAGCGGACGAACGGAGCGGCCAGAAACUCCAGAGCAUCCAGAUGAACCGAGUGGUAGCUUAAUAGUACAGCCCAUCACUGGACCGCUGCCGAUGCCGUCGCAUCCGAUUAUGACCACCCCGGAUCCAGACUGUGGUGUAGUGCAGCUUACGAUGCUCGAAGGAAAGAAAAUUGGAUGCUUUCUGCUGGGUGGCGAAAUGAGGCUUUGUUUGCCGCAAAUUUUCAACAACAUCCUGAUGGAUUUUUCAGUCGAACAGAUCAAUCGUAGCAUCCAGGAACUGAUGAUCUAUCUGUACAAUUGUACCGAUCAACAGCUGCAGGAAUUCAAGCGAGCCAAUAUUAUACCUGAUACGGCUAAAACGUGCGGCUUGAUAACUCGGACCAACGCUGAACGACUCUGCAGUUACAUGCUGCACCAAGCCGAUAGUACCAGGAAUCGAAAAGGAGCAACCACAUCCUUUCGUGUGUACCAUCGGUGUUUCGGCAAGGCUGAAGGCAUUUUCACAGCUGAACUUUACUCGUACAAGGAACCGGCCUGUAUCGAGUGCUGCGAGUGCCAGGGUAUGUUUUCACCCCAGAAGUUCGUCUGCCAUCAGCACAACCGGCACGAGAACCGCACCUGUCACUGGGGGUUCAACUCGAGCAACUGGCGGGCCUACAUUCAUGUUGCUCUGGAUGAGGAAAACCGUGAAGCAUAUGUGAAAAUUUUGGAGGAAAUCUGGAACCAGGAGCGGGACACCGAGAUGGAGUUAGAGCUGGAACGAGAUUACUGGAUCGCCAAACGAAAGAAAAAAAAUCAAACAGUUCCCGGACGAGCAUACCUUCUAGUAAUGGCCGUCUGCUGCGCCCGAAUCUGUCGAAAAGGUAAUCUAUCGAACGCGCAAUUCAAGUGCACCAUUGACGAGCACGACCACGACGACAACGAUGACGAUCAGAGCUCCUGCUCCAACGUUGAUCAUCACCACCACCGACAGCAGCUUCUACGGCUCCAUCCAUCCACUGCUGCCACUAGUAGCAGCAGCAGCAACAACAGCAGCACCAACAAUACAUCUUCACAGUGCCGAGGACCAGUUAUUUCCAAUGUUCCGGUCCAAUUGCUCCGCCAAAUCGAUUGCACGAGCACAAGAAACAUAUCCUUCAUUUCGAUGUUCUACGUCUACUGCAUGCUGCAGACAUCGCCGUUCGUUCUCCCAUCGUCCUACCUGUGCAAUGCAACACCCAAAGCGGCGGGGACAUUUUUCCGCUGUCCCGACAUCAUCAUUCGCAUGCUAAAAUUAGAAACUUUCCGCCGGCAGUUGCACAGUUAG